This is a messenger RNA of Chlorocebus sabaeus (green monkey), 2160 nucleotides long. The record is from RefSeq and is a predicted model, not a curated record. NCBI's taxonomy places the organism in Eukaryota, Metazoa, Chordata, Mammalia, Primates, Cercopithecidae.
GGGGCGGGCAGCCCGGGCCGGGGGUGGAGUGUCUGACAGUUGGCGCCGCCGGGAGGGAGGGCGGGCGGCGCGAGUGGGCGCGGGCCCGGUGGGCCAGGCUCCAGGGAGCAGUGUCAGGGCCAGGGAGACGAUGGUCUCCGUGACUAUGGGUGAGUCUGUGGCCUUCUCUCCAGGGCCCCCUCUCCCCACUGCCCUUUUUGAGCCACUUCCGAGUGGAUCCAGUUCUUUAAGGAAGCCGGCAUUCCUCCAGGACCUGCUGUCAAUUAUGCCGUGAUGUUUGUGGAUAAUAGGAUUCAGAAGAGCAUGCUGCUGGAUCUCAAUAAGGAGAUCAUGAAUGAGCUGGGCGUGACCGUGGUGGGCGACAUCAUCGCCAUUCUCAAGCAUGCCAAAGUGGUGCACCGUCAGGACAUGUGCAAAGCUGCCACUGAGUCAGUGCCCUGCAGCCCCAGCCCCCUUGCAGGCGAGAUUCGCCGUGGCACUAGUGCUGCCUCCCGAAUGAUCACCAACAGCCUGAACCAUGACUCCCCACCCAGCACACCCCCCAGGCGCCCAGACACCAGCACCUCCAAGAUCUCGGUCACUGUGUCCAACAAGAUGGCAGCAAAGAGUGCCAAGGCCACUGCAGCCCUGGCCUGCCAGGAGGAGGAGAGCCUGGCUGUUCCUGCCAAGCGGCGCCGGGUCACUGCUGAGAUGGAGGGGAAGUACGUCAUCAACAUGCCCAAAGGCACCACACCCCGCACCCGCAAGAUCCUGGAGCAGCAGCAGGCUGCAAAAGGUCUCCACAGGACGUCUGUGUUUGACCGCCUCGGCGCCGAGACCAAGGCAGACACCACAACGGGAAGUAAACCCACAGGAGUCUUCAGCCGCCUGGGGGCCACCCCAGAAACGGACGAGGAUCUGGCUUGGGACAGCGACAAUGACAGCAGCAGCUCUGUCUUGCAGUAUGCCGGGGUCCUGAAGAAGCUAGGACGGGGCCCAGCCAAGGCCAGUCCCCAGCCAGCACUGACUGUCAAAGCCAAGGCCACGAGCUCGGCGACAACGGCCGCUGCCCCGACACUGCGGCGCCUGGCGCUUUCCUCACGGUCCGGGCUUGAGAGGAAGCCGGAGUCCUUGUCUAAAGUCAGCAUCAUCAAGAGACUGGGCGCAGCUACCCUUGUGCCCGAGGCCCAGGACAGCCAGGUCACCAGCACCAAGAGUAAGUCCUCAGCUGAAGUCAAGGUCACCAUUAAGAGGACUCUGGUGGGGCCCCGGGGGAGCAGCUCCAGCGAGGGCCUUGGUGCCCAGAUGGACCACGCGGGCACUGUGAGCGUGUUCAAAAGACUGGGCCGCAGGACCUUCUAGCCCACGUGUGGGCGGGGUGCAGGCAGCAGAGCCCGUGGGCAUCUGCCCUGGCCGCCCCAGGCUCCUGGCUUCAUCACGCCUCCCACCAGCUCCUGGAUGACACAACUUGUCUCCCUCGGGCUCUAGAGCUAGGCCCGAGCAUUCGGGGGAUCACCCCAUUUCUCCUAGCCUGGGAUGGUCGUUGCAGCUGGCCUGGCCCGCUCCAGGACUCCCCUUCUCUCAUGUCCUCUUUGCUUUCUUCUCUGGCUGUGGCCUUGGCAGAACCCACUUUUCUACCUCUCCCAAGUGCCAGGGGCCCUCUUCCUCUCCUAUAUUCCCCUUCCUCCCCUGAGCACGGUCUGCUGCCUCAGACCCCAGCUUAUCAGCCCUCCCUGCCCCCCUCAACUGAGUGGGUGUCACCUGGAGGGCCUCCCUUCCCCCACUCCCCACUGACCUCCCUCAUUCCUCUGCGCCUCUGCUGUGACUUCUCUCUCUCCCUGUCUUCACUCUGUUCAUUUCUCUUCUAUUUUCUGUCCCCGUGGCAAGGCCCGACUGUCUGCUGCGUCCUGCCCGACCCUCCUGUACCUCCGGCCUCCCAGCGGCCCCCUCGUCGGCGGUGGCGUCGAGCCUGUUGAGACUGUUAGCCGCCCUCCACUCCCAGGCUGGAGGGACCUCUCCAGACCCUGGGCUGCGGUCGAGGCGCAUCCGUUUUCCUGCCCUGGGCGUCUUUGUCUCUGAAAGUCUAUGGCGGGUGGUGGGCAAGGGGCACUGAGAAGGGAGGCCAGUGCCUAGAGUGAAGACAGCUGCUGUUUUAAUAUAUUUUUUGUGACUUUCAAAUCA